ACAGCUCGUACCUCCCUUGUGUGGCGAGGCGUCUGAAGGCACUUUAUCCGUGCAGGUUCAGUACCAUGGCAGGAGCAACAGCAGAGGGGGUGUUGGUGGCGGUGCUGUGUCUGGUAGCAGGGGUGGCAGGGAGGAGUACCACGGUGCCUGCUGAAGCCUGCCAGUCAAUGAUGCCGAGCCACGGUCAUAAUGCCCAGUUAUCCCAGCCUCCCUACAACCUGAUUGUGAGAGGCAAUACCCAGGCUAUCAACUCUCCAGUCAAUGUGGUGCUCGCGGGUGCAGGUCCAAGAGACAUGUUCAGAGGCUUCUUCGUGAAAGCCUUUGACGACGCCACCGGGAGAGCCAUUGGAUCCUUCACCAACGCUCCCAAGACAAUUGACUGUGGUGGUGUGGCGACUGGGGCUCACCACGCCGGUCCCUCCGCUAAGAACUCUGUCACUCUCACCUGGCAGCCACCUGUGGGCUUUACAGGCUCCGUCAGCUUCAUGGCAACUGUGGUGCAGACUAUGGACACGUUCUGGGUAGGUGUCGUAUCCAAGAGUGUGAACUUUUCAUAACUUCUGAUGUAAAUUAAAUUUUUCUUCAACUUGUAUUUGUCCACGUGUCCCCUGGUGAGUUAGCUGCCCUUAGGUUGUAAAUUAUAAAAGGAGAUUCGCCUGACUUCUCGCCCUUAAGUAUUUUCAUCUUUUGAUUUAAACAGUCAAAUUACAAGAGCUUUUUAUAUGCUACAUCAUUUUGAUAUUUUAUAAAUACUUUUUAUUCAUCAAUACACAUUAUUUAGUUAUACUUUUGUAUUUAAUAAAACCCCAAACCAA
This is a messenger RNA of Homarus americanus (American lobster), 815 nucleotides long. RefSeq names its product putative defense protein. The record is from RefSeq and is a predicted model, not a curated record. Gene Ontology annotation, molecular function: oxidoreductase activity, acting on metal ions. NCBI's taxonomy places the organism in Eukaryota, Metazoa, Arthropoda, Malacostraca, Decapoda, Nephropidae. The transcript is spliced from 5 exons. Bases 66 to 557 code for a protein of 163 amino acids.